Gordionus sp. m RMFG-2023 is the source of this 1341-nucleotide messenger RNA. RefSeq names its product carboxypeptidase B-like. Bases 1 to 1341 code for a protein of 446 amino acids. Gene Ontology annotation, biological process: proteolysis. Gene Ontology annotation, molecular function: zinc ion binding; metallocarboxypeptidase activity. Lineage: Eukaryota; Metazoa; Nematomorpha; Gordioida; Chordodea; Parachordodidae. The transcript has 11 exons. The record is from RefSeq and is a predicted model, not a curated record.
AUGAAGGGAAAAAGCUUAAAAAACCCCGCAAACUCGACUCAAUAUCUGGAAUCCAUGUUACUUAUAAUCGGUGUCAACUUCAAACUCAUAAAAGUUGCGGCUCAAAAUAAUUCUGAUUACCAAAGAAUAGUCGCGUUCCAAAUAAAUCACCCGGAAGGCGAAAUAUGGACUUAUUAUAAGUCUGGAACCUCCGUUCAUUCCGAUGUUAUGAUAUCGAAAGUUGAUUACAAAGACUUUAUAUCGUUAUUGAAAAAAUGGAAUAUAAAAUUUACCAUAAAAUUAUACGAUAUUCAGAGAUUGAUAGAUUAUCAAAAUAAAAAGAAAUUCUCGUCAUAUCCUGUUCGAUUACCAAUUACCUCCUUCGACUUUCAGCACUAUCCCAGAAUGAAUGAAGUGUAUGCAUGGUUUGAUUUUUUAGCUGAUAAAUAUCCCAAAUGGAUAAAAGUAUUUGACAUCGGAAAAUCUUUCGAAGGAAGGCUAAUGAAAAUUAUCAAAAUAGGGCACGAUUCGGGGUCCAAAAAGGCCGCCUUUUUUGUAGAUGGUGGAAUACACGCGCGAGAAUGGGUUUCAGUUACGACGGCCCUGUAUUUUAUAUCUCGAUUGUUAGAACCUGAAAGAUGGACAAAUGAUGCGAAAGUUAUCAAAUCUAUGAAUGAUCUUUUAAAAACAGCUGAUUUUUACGUAAUGCCAAUUCUGAAUCCCGAUGGCUACGAAUAUUCACACACUAAGGACAGAUUAUGGAGAACAAACAGGCGACUAAACCCGGUAUCUAAAUGUGUCGGUGUCGAUUUGAAUCGAAAUUGGGGUCAUGUAUCAUGGGGCACCAACAAUGGGUUAAGCUUUAAAGGUUUGGCCCAUGAUGAAUCGUGCGGGGAAAUUUAUCAAGGAACAAAAGCUUUCUCCGAAAUCGAGACGAGAAAUGUGAGAGAUUUUAUAAGGAACCGGAAAUGCGACAUCCUCUCCUACCUAACUCUUCACGCAUAUGGCCAAAUGUGGAUGUACCCGUUCGCUCACACUCACGAUCUUGCGCCCGAUUAUAAGGAAUUAAGUGAUCUGAUGAGAAAAGCGACCAAGUCUUCGGGUUAUAUAACUGGCAGCGUUAUCAAUCUCUUAUAUCCCGCAAGUGGUUCAUCAAUGGAUUGGGCUUACGACAAUAUGAAGAUAAAAUACAGUUUUGCGGUUGAAUUGAGAGAUCGGGGAAAAUAUGGAUAUUUAUUGCCGAGUAAAAAAAUUAUACCAGUUGCCUCCGAGGUGUGGGGAAUUUAUGAAUAUAUUAUUUUUUACGUGUUAAAAAGUGGAACGAGCCAUAAAUGCGCUCAAAGAAAUAUAGGAAAAAAAUAA